Exophiala bonariae is the source of this 1224-nucleotide messenger RNA. RefSeq lists its product as uncharacterized. The transcript is spliced from 4 exons. Lineage: Eukaryota; Fungi; Ascomycota; Eurotiomycetes; Chaetothyriales; Herpotrichiellaceae. Bases 1 to 1224 code for a protein of 407 amino acids. The record is from RefSeq and is a predicted model, not a curated record.
AUGACAUCCUUUGCGGCCGAGUCAUGGGUCUGGUACGGCUUUACAUUGGCUAUGGUCCUGGCGCGAAUGACAUCGCGAAUAUUGCAUUUCAAAUCUAUUCUACGCCUUGAGAUAGAAGAUUGGUUAAUGGUCUUUUUGACUUGUCUAUACACAAUUCUGAUUGUGUUUCUCAACAUCGACUUGAAAGUCAGCACCAAUCUUAUCGAUCCGGCCCAUCCAGUCGAUUUGAACCCUCAUGAAAUCGAUGCGAGAACCUGGGGUAGUAAAACGAUCCUCCUUGUUGAGCAAUGCAUGUGCGCUGUGCAAUGGGGCACUAAGGCAUGCCUCCUGUUGCUAUACUGGCGACUCACCCAGAAUUUGAAACAGAGCAUGAUUGUCAAAUACGCCGCAAUAUAUGUGGCAUGCACUUAUAUCAUUAUGGAAAUUCUGUAUUUUGCGGUCUGGUGUCGACCCUUUCACGAUUAUUGGCAAACACCGACGGACAACAAGCAAUGCACCACAGCACUCAAUCAUCUGAUUACCAACCUGGUGUUCAACCUUACGAGCGACGUGCUAAUCAUGUCGAUCCCGCUGCCACUUCUCAUACGGGCCCAACUCGAAUUCAAGAAGAAACUACUCCUCAUCUUCCCAUUCAGCUUGGGUUUGUUUACUAUGCUGUGUGCCAUUUUGAGCAAACAAAAGAGUUUCACUCAGCCAUAUAGCUCUUAUUGGGUCUACUGGUAUUGCCGAGAAGCCAGUACCGCCAUGAUCGUCACCAACAUGCCAUACAGUUGGGCUUUGAUACGCAGAAUAUUCAAACUCCGGUCAUUCUUUGGGGAUUCGACAGCAGCAGCUAACCAAGCUGGACACGGUGGCCAGCUCAAUGGCUACAGCGUGGGAGCAGUCGCCCUCAGCAGCGGCCCAAGAUCACGUUCAGCGAGCAAAGCAGAUGGCUCCGGCGGGAAGUUCUCUUUACACAGAUUGAAACCCCGCAGUGGACAACACGAUGGGGUGAAGUCCUACGAGGGUGGCCACGAUGCAUUCAGGCCGGCCGAGGAUAAAGACAUUGACGUCCACACUGUGGCUGCUUCGAUCACGACCAGUAGCGAUGGAUCUAUGAAGCGACAAUCAGCAUCGCAACCGACACAACCAUCUGACAUGACGCUCGACCGUCUAUACCCUCUGGACGACAUCGAGGCUGGAACACAAAAGAUAACACGAAAAAAUUAUGGGUUGGAUGAUUGA